AUGGCACAAUUCAUUCCCAACAUCACCCCAGAGUCUCUGGCGGAAAAGGUCAUCCUAAUUACUGGCGGAGCAAAUGGCAUUGGUGCCAGCCUCGUCGAGCUUUGCUGCAAUAACGGUGCCUACGUCUGUUUCGGUGAUACCGCGGCACAUGCAGGUCACCAACUCGCACAGAAGCUCUCCGCAUCGUCUACUUCCAAGCCAAGGGCAUUAUUCCACCAAACUGAUGUUACGGAAUACGAUUCCAUUUUGAAUCUCUUUGAUGCCGCUCUGGAGACAUAUGGACACAUCGAUCAUGUCGUCGCCGCGGCCGGAAUUCAAGAGAUUGGCAAUUGGUUCGACCCCGCAUUGACACUUGAGGACGUUCGAGAGCCCGCGACUACGAAGGUCCUGGAUGUCAACCUCUAUGGCUGCCUCUACGUCUCGCGCAUCGCGAGCGUGUACCUCCGCCAAAACCGCCCACCGAACACAGACCGCUCCAUCACCCUAAUAUCCUCCAUCGCCGGCUUCAAAGAAUCUCCCGGUCUCUUCGUCUACCAAGCAUCCAAGCAUGGCGUUUUAGGCAUUCUACGCUCUCUCCGCCAAUACCUCCCGUUCACUCUACACCAACUCCGCAUCAAUGCCGUUUGUCCCUGGAUGACCACCACGGGAAUGGUGAAGGGGAUCCAGGAUGAUUGGGUCAAGGCGGGUCUUCCAACAAACUUACCUAUGGAUGUUGCAAAGAUUACUGCGGGGUUAGUGGUAGAUGAGAAGUUGAAUGGGACGUCAAUGUAUGUUGAGGGUGGACGAGGUUGGGAGAUAGAGGGGAAUUUGGAUCGGUUGGAGCCGCAGUGGCUGGGAGAGGAGCCGUCUAGGUCUUUGUCAAAAGGGCAGGCUGUUCUAGGGAGUGGGAGUAAUUGGACUAAAUAUUGAUUGGUGUUUUUUUAGUGGAGUUGCUUGCGCUACGAUAUUAUCCAGUACGAGUACCGGACCGUUGCUUUUUUAAAACGGCUUCGUGCUCAAUAAAC
Molecule: messenger RNA, 1004 nt
Organism: Aspergillus ruber CBS 135680
Lineage: Eukaryota; Fungi; Ascomycota; Eurotiomycetes; Eurotiales; Aspergillaceae
Product: putative 3-hydroxyacyl-CoA dehydrogenase
Exons: 3
Coding region: 1-909 (302 amino acids)
Cellular component (GO): cytoplasm
Molecular function (GO): oxidoreductase activity, acting on the CH-OH group of donors, NAD or NADP as acceptor
Source: RefSeq, a predicted model, not a curated record